This is a messenger RNA of Durio zibethinus, 681 nucleotides long. RefSeq names its product early nodulin-like protein 6. The record is from RefSeq and is a predicted model, not a curated record. Gene Ontology annotation, molecular function: electron transfer activity. Gene Ontology annotation, cellular component: plasma membrane. NCBI's taxonomy places the organism in Eukaryota, Viridiplantae, Streptophyta, Magnoliopsida, Malvales, Malvaceae.
AUGGCUUCUUUUUCUCUUCCAAAACUCUGCAAAAUUACUUUGUUUUCUCUGGUUUGGAUCUCUAUGGUUGCGGUUGCUGCUGCUUCACUUCAGUUCAGGGUUGGUGGGAAGAGAGGAUGGACCAAACCAACUGGGAAUGAGUCCGAAACUUACAAUGAAUGGGCCACCAGGAACAGGUUUCAUGUUGGGGAUUCUCUUUAUUUCAAGUACAGCAAUGACUCAGUGCUGGUAGUGAACCAUACAAGCUACACUAAUUGCAGUGAGUCAAAUCCAAUCAUUAAAUUUAAUGAUGGAGACACAGUCUUCCAAUUUGACCGAUAUGGGUUCUUCUACUUCAUCAGUGGGGAGCAUGAUCACUGCAUAGCUGGUCAGAAACUGAUUGUUCGCGUAAUGGUGCAUCCUGCAAUCAGCUCUCCUCAGCCUGCACCCUUACCUUCACCUAAGGAGGAUGGAUCCGAUGAAGGGGAUGAUUGGGGCCCGUUUUGGGGGCCACCACCACAAAAUUCUACCAUCAAGCUGACAGUUGCAUCUUAUUUCAUGACUGCUCUUGGAGGCAUGUUAGUUAUUAUGUAUUUGCUGAUGUAGUAUCUUACCUAGUACAGUUCGUUUGGUUUUAAGUUCUAUGUGAUGAUUGGUUUCAUUUCCCUACCUCCAUGGAUUGUUUUAUCUUAUGUUCUUAAA